AUGCCUGAGAAAGUGUGCCGUGAUCUUGCACCAGAUUAUGACUUUCUACAAGAGAUUUGCAAAGUUGUUUGGAGUGUAGAGAUUGAACCGGCUGAGUUUGAAGAGAGGUGGGCUAAGGUUAUUAGUGAAUUUAAGUUGGAAAACCAUGACUGGUUGUUGCAGAUUUAUGAUAAGCGUGAAAUGUGGAUUCCGGCUUAUUUUAGGGAUUUAUUCUUGUGUGGUAUUAUGAGAACCACAUCUAGGUCAGAGAGUGAGAAUAACUUUUAUACUAAGUUCGCUAAUCCACAUCUUACCCUUGUUGAGUUUUAUAUGAGAUUCGAAAGUGCAUUAGAUGCUCAACGCCAUACUCAAGGUGAAAAUGAUAAUUCUUCUAAACAUAAACAUCCUGAGUGUAAGACAUGUUCUGCCAUAGAGAAAUUUGCUUCUGAAGUGUACACGACAACUGUUUUUUAUGAGUUUCAAGACGAGGUGGAAUCAGCUCUUUUCUCUUGUGGUCUUGAUGGUUUUAAGAAAGAAUUUGGAUUGGAAGUUUAUACUAUUGGAGAAGGUUGUCGUGUCCGCAAGUUUGAUGUUCUUUUUAAUGUUGAAACAUUUGAUACUAGUUGUUUAUGCAAGUCAUUUGAAAGGCAAGGGAUUCCUUGUAUGCAUAUGGUUUGGGUUUGGAAGGCAAAACAUAUUCACAAAAUUCCUGAGGCUUAUGUGCUUAAUCGAUGGAGUAUAAUGGUAUGUAAGAAGCCGAUUUUUGAUUUAGAAGGGAAUGAGUUGGAGCAAUGUGUUCAAGCUGUAGAUAGGAAGAGAUUGUUGAAUGAUUUGUGGUGUGAAAUUCACUCGUGUGUGAUUUUGGCCCAAGGGAAUGAAUUGACACUUAGUGCUCUUGUGGACAAUCUUCGAUCAUUGAGGUUAGAUUUGGAAUCCCAAAGUAGUAUUGUUGAUGGAUCGAGUGGUGGUGUUUCUAGCAAAGCUCAAGAUAUUGAAUUGCUUAUUGGAGCUAGCGUGCCUACUGAAAUUUUGAUCAAACCGCCUAAAGUUUCAAAGAACAAAGGGACCGGGGUUCAUGUUCAAGGUAGUGGAAGUGAUAAACGGUUGAAGAGUGAUAAAGAAAAAGCUGUUGAGCAAAGUCAGAAGAAGAAGAGGUUGUGUAAAGGAUGUAAGAAGAUGGGUUACCAUGAUAUUCGUAAUUGUCCCGAAAAAGAGAAGUAA
This is a messenger RNA of Spinacia oleracea (spinach), 1200 nucleotides long. Its product is annotated as protein FAR-RED IMPAIRED RESPONSE 1-like. The transcript has a single exon. Lineage: Eukaryota; Viridiplantae; Streptophyta; Magnoliopsida; Caryophyllales; Amaranthaceae. Gene Ontology annotation, molecular function: zinc ion binding. The record is from RefSeq and is a predicted model, not a curated record. The coding region runs from base 1 to 1200 and encodes 399 amino acids.